GCAAGUCGUCCUCACACCAUCUCAUCACCCAUCUGCACCAAACCCCCCCGUCAUGUACUUUUCAACAGCUCUCUUAGCUCUUCCCCUGCUGGCGUCUGCCGUACCUUCCUUCAAGAGAGAUCGAGAGCAGUUGACCUUUCUCCCACAUGUCGACCCGGCGACAGAUCAUGGGCUUCAAUUGGAUCUGAGUGAACUGCGCCUGGUGCAAUUCGCAGAGGAUGAACCACCCGUGUGGAUAAGCGAGCUGGAGAAAAUACAAGCCAAAGCGGACGGGAAGAGGUUUAUGGACAUCACUGAUACCCCCACUUUGGGAUUCUCAGGAUAUUUACUGCCAUCAUCUGCCAGUGUCAAGUACACAUACCCAACGCCAGGUAAUUAUAGCGAGGAGAUCAAGAGAAUACACAAGUCUUUGGAUAUAAAACAUAUGAAGAAGUUCCUUUCGAAAUUCACCAGCUUUAGAACGAGAUACUAUCGAUCGGAGACUGGGAAACAGAGCCAAAAGUUCCUGCUGUCCACUAUAACAGAGAUCGCUUCCUCCCACCCCAACAUCACUAUCAAAGAAUUCCCCCACCCUUGGGGACAGAACUCGAUCAUUGUCCGAUUCGCCCCCGCUACCCCUGAGGCGGAUUCAGCUCCGGUAACUAUCAUUGGCGCCCAUCAGGAUUCCACCAACCAAUGGCCUUUCCUCCCAGCACCUGGAGCUGACGAUGAUGGCUCUGGUACCACCUCAUCUCUUGAGGGCUUCUCCGCUUUGAUCAAGGCCAACUUCACGCCCUCUACUCCUGUCGAGUUUCAUUACUAUUCGGCGGAAGAAGGGGGCUUGCUCGGCUCACAGGCUAUCGCUAAGGCUUACGAAGACGCGGGUAGGAAAGUUCUGGCCAUGUUGCAAAUGGACAUGACUGCUUGGAUCAAGGUCGGAACUAAGGAAAGUGUGGGGAUUAUCCAGGAUUACGUCGAUCCUGGUCUCACUGAGUUUGUGGAGGAAUUGGUAGAUCUGUACCUCGACAUCCCUGCAGUCAAGACGAAAUGUGGUUACGCAUGCUCUGAUCAUGCGUCGUUCGGUAAAGCGGGCUAUCCAUCGGCCUUCGCGAUUGAGAGUACCUUUGAGAACUCGAACCAUAAUAUCCACACUAGCCAGGACACGACGGAUCAUCCAGAAUUCUCAUUCAAACACAUGAAAGAGUUCUCCAAGCUAGUCGUGGCUUUUGCCGUCGAGCUCGGCGGUCUCGAGUGACCUCAUCAAUGUCGUGCAUUGUAACACUUGCAUUGUGAGCGUUGUAUUGAUUGCAGAUCAUCCUCCUGCUCAAUUGC
Molecule: messenger RNA, 1311 nt
Organism: Tremella mesenterica DSM 1558
Lineage: Eukaryota; Fungi; Basidiomycota; Tremellomycetes; Tremellales; Tremellaceae
Exons: 10
Coding region: 53-1234 (393 amino acids)
Biological process (GO): proteolysis
Molecular function (GO): metalloexopeptidase activity
Source: RefSeq, a predicted model, not a curated record